Molecule: messenger RNA, 411 nt
Organism: Closterium sp. Naga37s-1
Lineage: Eukaryota; Viridiplantae; Streptophyta; Zygnematophyceae; Desmidiales; Closteriaceae
Source: the annotation of a GenBank genome assembly
AUGCCCGGAACCUCCACGCUGCGCCGCUCCACCGCGACCACCGCCACCGCCGCCGCCACCACGCCCACUGCCGCCACCACCACCGCCUCCACCCCAGCCUCCUCCCCCACCGCUGCCACCACCACUCCCGCCGCUGCCACUGCCCCCCCCACUCCCGCCACCACCCCCACCGCCGCCACCACCCCCACCGCCUCCGCCACCUCCAGCACCACCUCCCCCGCCUCCACCUCCGCCCCCCUUGCCCCCCUUGCCCCUGCCGCUGCGGCGCGUCCCACUAGGAGCAGACGCAGCCCCGGCCUUCUCAGCACCAAGAAGGUCAACAGCAGCAGCAGAGGCAAACGAGGGGAGCAGGGGGCAGGGGGGACACCCCUCGAAGAACGGGGUGCGGGGUUCGCCACGAGAGGCACCUAA